AACAGUCCAUCAGAUUAAAGUUAUAAAGCAGAUGUGCUAAUAAACUCUUGUCUUUUCUCACUGGAGAUCGAAUUUAACUGAACACGUAUGGCUCCUCCUCUUCCUUUGAUAUUUCUGCUCAUGAUUCCAGCAGGGGUUUAUAGUGAUGAUCGGGGUGUGAGUUACACGUCUAAAUACAUCUGUGCACUAAAGGGCUCAUCAGUGAUAAUGUCCUGCACUUAUAAAUACCCUCCUGAAUAUAAGAUCAAGAAAGUGUUCUGGACCAAAUUUAUCGAAAAGGGUGUAGAGUAUCCAGAUCUGUUUAAUGACCCUGAAUACAGUCAGAGGAUUCAGUAUCUGGGAGAUAAACAGCAGAACUGCACCAUCAGACUGAAUGAUGUGACACAGAAGGAUUCACACGAGUACUAUUUCAGAUUCAUUACUGAUAAAACCGAUGGAAGAUGGAUUGGUUAUCCUGGAGUGACUCUUGAUAUCACAGAUCUUCAUGUGGAGUCUCCUGAGAGCGUGACAGAGGGAGAUACAGUCAGUCUGACAUGUAAAAGCACCUGUAAUCUGACUGACAGAGCAACAUUCAUCUGGUUGAAAAACACACAGUCAUUAACUGAGAGAAACAAUAAACUCCUCCUGCAGUCAGUCAGAAGAGAGGAUGCAGGCAGAUAUAGCUGUGCUGUACACGGACACAAACUCACAUCACCUCAUGUUUAUCUCAAUGUUAGAUAUUCUCCAAAGAAUGUGUCAGUGUCCAUCAGUGGAUCUGGUGAAAUAUUUUUGGGUGAUUCAGUGAAUCUGACCUGCAGCAGUGAUUCAAACCCACCUGUUCUGAACUACACCUGGUUUAAGGAGAAUGAAAGCUCAGCUGUUGGAUCUGGACAGAGUUACAGUGCACUACAGAGUGGAUUCUUCUACUGUGUGGCUCAGAAUCAACAUGGAUCUCAGAGAUCAGCUGCUGUAUCAGUGACAGUCCAUCAUAGAUCUGGUUGGUAUAUAAUGUUGGGGAUCGUGAUGGGAUGUGGUGGAACAAUAUUCAUAAUCAUCAUUAUCAUCAUCGUCCUGUUUAUAAUUAAGAGAGAAAGGAAGAAAAGAAGAUCUGCUAUGAAGGAGAAUGAGCAUUCGGUGUUGAGGUUCUACAUUAAAAAAACUGCUGAUCGCAGUGAUGACACAUACACAACUCUUGAUCUCAAGAACAGAUCUUCUGAUGAUGUGUACAACACAAUCACAACUGAUGAUCACAGAUAUACUGAAGACACAUACACAGCUCUUGUUCCUCAGUCCAGAUCUUCUGAAUAUGAAACUCUUUCAGUGUCACAAUUUCACAUCUUCUCAAUACUGUUAAUAAACAACAAAACCGUCCUGAUCAUUACCCAACAGGAAGAUGGUGCAGUAAGUGGCGGAGCACAACCAAUCAAAUCCUUUCAUCACUUCCCUGGUAUGGCUCCUCCUCUUCCUUUGAUAUUUCUGCUCAUGAUUCCAGCAGGGGUUUAUAGUGAUGAUUGGGGUGUGAGUUACACGUCUAAAUACAUCUGUGCACUAAAGGGGUCAUCAGUGAUAAUGUCCUGCACUUAUAAAUACCCUCCUGAAUAUAAGAUCAAGAAAGUGUUCUGGACCAAAUUUAUCGAAAAGGGUGUAGAGCCUCCAGAUCUUUUUAAUGACUCUGAAUACAGUCAGAGGAUUCAGUAUCUGGGAGAUAAACAGCAGAACUGCACCAUCAGACUGAAUGAUGUGACACAGAAGGAUUCACACAAGUACUAUUUCAGAUUCAUUACUGAUAAAACCGGUGGAAGAUGGAUUGGCUACCCUGGAGUGAAUCUAGAUAUCACAGAUCUUCAUGUGGAGUCUCCUGAGAUCGUGACAGAGGGAGAUACAGUCAGUCUGACAUGUAAAAGCACCUGUAAUCUGACUGACAGAGCAACAUUCAUCUGGUUGAAAAACACACAGUCAUUAACUGAGAGAAACAAUAAACUCCUCCUGCAGUCAGUCAGAAGAGAGGAUGCAGGCAGAUAUAGCUGUGCUGUACACGGACACAAACUCACAUCACCUCAUGUUUAUCUCAAUGUUAGAUAUUCUCCAAAGACUGUCUCAGUGUCCAUGAGUGGAUCUGGUGAAAUAGUUUUGGGUGAUUCAGUGACUCUGACCUGCAGCAGUGAUUCAAACCCACCUGUUCUGAACUACACCUGGUUUAAGGAGAAUACAACUGUAGGGUCUGGAGAAAUAUAUAGUAUCACAAGUAUCCACUCUGAUGACAGUGGAGAAUACAAGUGCAUGUCCAGAAAUGAAGUUGGAGAGAAAUACUCUGAUACUGUCACUUUAAAUGUCAUGUACGCCCCUAAGACUGUCUCAGUGUCCAUGAGUGGAUCAGGUGAAAUAGUUUUGGGUGAUUCAGUGACUCUGACCUGCAGCAGUGAUUCAAACCCACCUGUUCUGAACUACACCUGGUUUAAGGAGAAUGAAACCUCAUCUGUUGGAUCUGGACAGAGUUACAGUGCACUACAGAGUGGAUUCUUCUACUGUGUGGCUCAGAAUCAACAUGGAUCUCAGAGAUCAGCUGCUGUAUCAGUGACAGUCCGUUAUAGAUUUGGUUGGCAUGUUGUGUUGGGGAUCACAGUGGGGUGUGGAGGAUUACUCAUCAUCAUCAUCAUCAUCAUCAUCAUCAUUCUGUUUAAAAUGAAAAAGCGUGCAGGUGUUAAAAAUGAGAACCUCUCAGUAAAUCAGGAUCGUAUCUAUUCUGAUGUGAUAGAGAGAGUUUCAGUCCAUGAUGCUCCUCUUUCUGAAAGUGAAACAGCUGAUCACAAUGAUGCUCAGUACUCCAGUAUUACACCGAAGAGACUCAGAGGAAAUCUGACCGCUGGAAAAACUCUUGAAUCCACUGCAGAGAUUGAGUAUGCAACUGUCCAACAUCACAAAAACAAAAAGAUGAAAAGAACAGAAGAACAUGAAUCCCAGAAUGACAGGCGAUCAGACAUGCUGACUGUUGAAGAGGCCUCAGUGAUCUACAGCAGUGUUAGAUGAUCAAUAAUGAUCCAUGGAGUUUAUUGAUUCUCUGCACCUUUAUCAACAUAUUCAAUAACUCAAGUCUGAUUUAUUCUCUUUUUGUAUUUUAGCAUGAUGGUCAAUGUAUGCUGGACUAAUGUAGGCCCUAAAGUGUGUUUCUCUAUUUGCUUUAUUUGGUAAAUAUUUAAAGUUUGGUUAUUAAAAUCUGUCUCUGAUUUCUAUUUGUUAAUUGUAAUCUGAUUUUAAUCUACAGUACUUUGGUGUACAAUGUUUUCCAAGUAUUUUUAGUCACCCCACUCAGGGUGUAAAUCUGGAAAACUGUAUCACAGAUUUUAGUGAAUGAAUGUAGGGCUAUUUACUUAGUAUAAACAGGCAAUUUUAACUCUUAAAAGUAAUAAUAUAUUAAUAAUGAAACAACAGAUAGUCGGAGAAACACUAAUCUGUGAUAUCUGUACUGUGUAUCAAUAUUAAAAGUACAUUUUAUUUGACUAUGUUUUUUUAUUUAUUUUUUUUACAACAAGGUUACACUCAACAACAACAACAACAACAACAACAACAAAAUUGCAUAUUUUUUAGAUUUACACAUUUCAAUUUCUUAAUACAUUUCCAUGUAAUUGAAUUGUGUAAUCUUUAACUAAAUUUAUUUAAUAAAACUUCAAUUUAAUUCAAUUUAGGCCCACCCAAAUUAGACCCCGACCCGCCUAGAAUAUUAGGGAUUAUUCUUUGGUUUAAUAUACUGUAUAUAUAUAUAUAAAACAGUUUUAAAAAUGUAUAAAUUCUGAUUUCUGAAAGUGUGUAAGGACUGUUUGAAUCUGCCACUUCUCUGUUGUUA
Molecule: messenger RNA, 3820 nt
Organism: Myxocyprinus asiaticus (Chinese sucker)
Lineage: Eukaryota; Metazoa; Chordata; Actinopteri; Cypriniformes; Catostomidae
Exons: 20
Coding region: 88-3006 (972 amino acids)
Source: RefSeq, a predicted model, not a curated record